Molecule: messenger RNA, 1550 nt
Organism: Durusdinium trenchii
Lineage: Eukaryota; Dinophyceae; Suessiales; Symbiodiniaceae
Source: the annotation of a GenBank genome assembly
GGGAGAACGCGGCAACAUUGCAGCAAGACAUCACAGCGGCUGAGCUGGCACAGAGUGAGGUUGGGAGUUGGUUUGGAGAUGCCAGACAGCGGUUGUGGUUGGAUGAUGUGCUUUCAGCGGUUGUCAACACCAUUUCUGCAACAGGACAUGCCAAGCUGGCCUCCUCACCUUCCAAUGUAAGUGACUUACCAGUGGUUCCAUAUGUCAUCGGGCUUGCGCUUGAGUUUGCCAUUGUGGGCAAGGUCUAUCUCAACAAGCGAGUCAUCAACCAGUGGUCAAAGCUCCGGCCAACUUUGCAGAGCAUGAUCGUCACUUAUUUGGACAAGAUGCACGCAGUAAUCCCAAAAGGCCAAGAUGUUGAGGCUGUCUUGCACAAGCUCUUGGUGGACGCUUCCCAGAACCGUGUGGCAGAUUUGAUGGCUUCAAAUGGAAUCCAAAAAGAUGCUCAUGGUUCAGCUUCUGGCUUGGCACGAUCCGUUUUGGGCAGCAAAACCGCGUUGACGGCAACGGAAGCCUGGCUCAAGACCAACAAUGACAAGGACUUCAGGAAGCAUGCUGUGGAUGAUGAUUCGAUGGCCAGACAAGUGGCAGGACCCCCAGCCAUUAUCACAGUGGUUGGCAGCUCUGCACUGAUUGUUGGCGCAGACAUGGAAAAGGAAUCGAAGAGAUUAGCAAAUCUUUCCAAGACAGAAGCAGCCACCACCAAGGAAGGUGCGGAGAUUGAGUCAAUCACAGGAACAUUUGGGAAAGACUGCAAAUUUCUUGUCAGUGAGACAUCAAAGGAUGACAAAGCCAAGGAAAAGUUCAGUGAGGGAGUUAUUGAACUUCUUAUGGUGGGCAGGGUGCGGUAUCUUUUGGCUGCUGCAGCCAUCAUGAUGAAGAGGCCUCACUAUGGUCCAAAAGAGGAUCGUUCCACAGCUGCCAGUUCAGGCGCUGCAAAAGGCACACAUGCUCACCUCAAGUACAUUCGUUUCGAUGAUAUUGGGGACUUGGAGGCUGCGCUUCUUUGCCAAAUCCUGCAGCUUCUUACCAGCGUGAGCACCAGUAGCAAGAACGAGCAUGAACAGACAGCUGCCAAAUUUGUUUUGUCUUUGGAAGCCCGCUUUGCUUUCCAAACCCCAAGUGAUGCAAGUGGUGAUGUACAAGAUGUUGCGUGGUCAACUAUGUGGGCUUCAACAUUGACACACGUCUUGAAGAAGGCCAAGAAAGCGUGCCCCAAGCAAGAGUACUGUGCAGAGGACUUUGAUCUUUCCGCCAAGUUGGUAGAAUGGCUGCCAUUGGUCUCCGCCAUGUGUCCCAAGAGCAUUAUCCCUGAUGCCACUGCCAACGCCAAGAAUGUCAAGACUGAAAGUGAGGAUGCAGCAGCAUCAAGUGCAAAGCCAAGUGCUGAGGGGCAAUCUCACAGCACCUUGACCACUGCUACUCCAUCUUUGAUGCAAAUCCUCAACAUGCAUGGGAUUGAAGAGGCAAAGGGUAGCGACAUCAAUGUUUUGGAUGUACUGGCGAUCAAAGCGGCGGUCCAAGUACAUUUGCUGAGCAAUGCUGCGUAA